Messenger RNA from Prorocentrum cordatum, 754 nucleotides. Lineage: Eukaryota; Dinophyceae; Prorocentrales; Prorocentraceae. The record is from the annotation of a GenBank genome assembly.
GCCGGCAGCCUUUCGUGCGGCUGUGGGACACCAGCACGUGGGAGGUCGCCCUGCACGUGUCCGCCGGCGCGCCGGGGCCCGCCGCUGGCGCCAGCGGCUCCGAGGCGUGCGCGGCGUCUCUGGCCUGGUGCGGCGGCAAGACCCUGCUCGGCGCCGGCGCCGGGCAGCUCUUCGAGCUCGGGGGGCUGGCCGCCCCCGCGGGCGGCUGGGUCGCGCGCGGCCCCGCGUGCGGGGCGGCGUGCCGCGUGCUGGCGACGCCGCACGUCCGCCUCGCGGGCGCGGCCGGCGGCGACGACGGGCGCCAGGCGGUGCUGGAGGAGGGGUGGCUGUCUGCCCCCGCACGGCGCAGCGCGUCGCCGUCCGCGUCCGCGGCGCUCCCCACGUGCUGCUCUUCGAGCGCUUGGGCUCCGAGGGCUGGGCGAAGCAGGAGCUCGCCUUCCGCGGCCUCGUCAGUGCGGCAGCCGCCGGCGGCCCCACGGACGCCAGCGGCCGCAUCUUGCCCGCGCCCUGCGCGCUGGCCUUUGCAGGCAAACCCCUUCGGAGAGCACAGUGGGGUCUUUCUGUCGAAGGCUCCCUGCUGGCCGUGUACUGGGAGUUCGGGGAGCAGGGGGCCGAGGUGCGCACAUACCCGAUGCACUACUUGCCGUACAAGCUCAUGCACAUCCCGCUGCCUCCUUUCUUGCUCUCUCGCAGUGGCCUGGACCAGUUUGGCAGUGGCAAGAGUUAGUUAGGUCGGGCAUGUCCUCCCACAGGC